AUGACCAAGAGUGAUGGUACAACGAAAGCGAAGCGUGAUGCUUCGACUACAGAGGCAGCAUUUGCUGGUGCUGUAUCUGGAGGUAUGACACGAUGUGUGUCUGCACCAUUGGAUUUACUGAAGAUUCGCUUACAAGUACAGCCUAUAUAUACUCUUACAAGUCGUAAUGGAAUGAAAUAUUCUGGUAUGAUGCAAUCUAUACGUAGCGUCUAUGCGGAAGAGGGUUUGCGCAGUUUUUGGCGAGGGAAUUUAGCUGCAACAGGACUUUGGGUGGGCUACUCGGCGCUGCAAUUUUCUACGUACCGGGCACUUACACGCUAUUGGCAAGUGGAAGGAAUAGGAAAAGAACAUUGCAAUUCGUCAGUGUCGAUGGUUGCGAUGAAUGGUGCAGUGGCCGGUGUCACGGCAACUAUUGUUACUUAUCCUUUGGACCUCUUCCGCACGGCAUUUGCCAGUCAGGGAAUACCCAAACGUUUUCCAACGAUGCAUAGCUUGGCAUUGCAUAUGUGGACAACACAAGGCAUUUGUGGUUUCUAUAGUGGCAUGGGUGCUGCGGUCUUUCAGAUUGCACCAUACAUGGGACUGAGUUUUGGUAUCUACUCGACGUUGAAUGAACUAGCGGUGAAACGUCGUAGAAAGCAAAAUGAUACUGUCCAGGGCUUGUGGAUACCACUUUCGACAGCUCUAUCGUACGUUGGAAGUGGAGCUGUGGCUGGAUUUGUGUCGAAAUUAGCGGUAUAUCCGUUGGAUACAAUCAAGAAGCGCAUGCAAAUGCGUCAUGUACCGCGUUGCGAAACGUAUGGUGUUAUCCCGAUGUACUCUUCAAGCUGGACGUGCUUUCUUGACGUGUUGCAUCGAGAAGGAAUCCGAGGGCUUUACAAAGGCACAUUGCCCAGCCUGCUGAAGGCCGUCGUCACCGCAAGUACGACAUUUGUGACAUAUGAGCUUACGCUAGACGCAUUGCAGCACUUUUCAAUUCAUGAAGACAGCCAAAGCGGACAGACGUGA
Messenger RNA from Peronospora belbahrii, 1008 nucleotides. Lineage: Eukaryota; Oomycota; Peronosporomycetes; Peronosporales; Peronosporaceae. The record is from the annotation of a GenBank genome assembly.